UGAAGAACCACCACCACCGCCACCACCGCCACCACCACCACCACCAUGGCUUCCUCUGACGUCAACAGCACGGCGGGCAAAGUUUUCUUCCCAGACUACGAUUAUGACUUCAACGACUCUCAGUGUCUCGUCAACGGCUCCAUAUCUGCAGAAAUGUGCCCCGAGUUUGAGUUCCCGAUGUUCCGACACUCCCUGCAGGUGACGAUCCUCUACUGUGUCUCCUACGUGCUGGUGUCGCUCAUGGGCGUGGUGGGGAAUAGUUUCGUGGUGGCUGUGGUGAUGAGAGCCCCACGCAUGCGCACCGUCACGAAUGUCUUCAUCGCUAACUUGGCUGUUGCUGAUCUUCUCGUCAACAUCAUCGUUCUGCCCACCACGCUGAUUGGACACCUGCUCAAUGCCUGGGUGCUCGGCCUCUUCGUGUGUAAGGCCAUGUCGUAUUUGCAAGGCGUAAGCGUCUCCGCCUCAAUCAACACACUGGUGGCGAUCUCCGUGGACCGCGCCCUGGCUAUUUGCUACCCGAUGCGCUGCCAGAUCACCUCUCGCACCUGCCGCAGCAUCAUCCUUGUCAUCUGGGUGUUCUCCCUGACCAUCACCCUCCCCUGGGCCAUUUACUUCACCCUGGAGCCCAUACCCAAGACGGACCUGAGCGUGUGCACGGACAGGUGGCCAGAUGAGCACAGCGGCAAUUUGUACUUCGUGCUGGCCAACCUGGUGAUGUGUUACCUGCUGCCCCUCACCGUCAUCUCUAUCUGUUACAUCCUCAUAUGGCGCAAGGUGUGGCGCCGCAAGCUUCCCGGUGAGAGGCAGGACGUGGGCGUGGCCAUGAUGAUGCACCGCUCCAAGAUUAAAGUGAUCAAGAUGUUGCUGGUCGUGGUCAUCCUCUUUGCUCUCUCCUGGCUGCCCCUCUAUGUUAUCUUUGCCAGGCUCAAGCUGGGCGUCGCUCUCACGGAUAUGGAGAAUAAUUUCAUACAUAUCUUGGCCCCGAUCGCACAGUGGCUUGGGGCGUCCAAUUCGUGCAUCAACCCCAUUCUCUACGCCUUCUUCAACGACAAGUUCCGUGCGGGAUUCAAGGCCAUCUUGGUAUCCCACUCCUGCUGCUCGCCACUACGCCUGGAGACCAACUGCAAGUCCUUCACGUCCGUCAAGACCCCCAACCCGUGCUCCCUCGAGUCCAAGGCGUCUUCUGAGUUUUCCGUGUACUCAAGUUCCUCCGGAUCUGCCGAGACACGUAGAAAGUCUGUGCUUGUACAGAUCCCUUUGGACAGCCACAGCGCCAGGACAGUCUUGGCCGCCACUCCCUCGGAGAAGAGGCGGUGCGUGGCCACCUCCUCGUUGCUGUACCACCACCCCUCCAGCAGCCCCACCGCCACCACCGCCGCCACCACCAAGCGUCGUUCUACCUCUUCUACCAAACCAAGGCUCCUGUACCGCCAAUGCAUCAUCAAUAACCUCACCAACGGAGGUGCCACUGCUUCCACCACCACCACCGCCAUGACUACCACAAAGCCAACGGAGUCCACCACCACCACCACCACGACCACCACCACCACCCCUUCCAUCGACGCAGCCUCUGCCACACAGACCAACGGGUGUAGCACCUUAGUAUGAGGCGCUGCAUUCUUACCUUAAUUACGCUUCCAUUCCAAAGUAUUAGUUUCAUUUAUCAAUCACUGUAGCUUGCCAGUCGCCCCAACAGUGCUGAUGCUCGUGAAGGUAAAAAGUUUUGGUUCGGUCCACAAUGAUAUAGCGAGGGAUGAAGUUAAGAAUCAUUUGUGAUAGUGAACCUUCAGUUUACUUGACACACUAGGCGGCGAGGUACUACUGUGAACGCUUGAGAUGGCACUCAUAGCGUUCUAGUGUAGGAGUGUCGGGGGCCGCCACAUUGCCGCCUCCGGGGAAGAUAGCCCACUCAUCUGAACCAACGCGAAGGCAGAGGAGGAGGAGCUCCGUAAAGAAAAUGCACUGAAUUGUUUUCCGAAAGACUUCAUCUUCCUCACCUUUUCUUCAUAAUUUUGCUCCCUUAAGAGAACUUUGUCCUGUGUAUAGACAUUACAAACCUCAUAAAUUCCAUCGUAUAUACUUGAUCAGUGCAUAUUUGAACGUGUUCUCAGUUAUAUACUUUCAAUGAAGAUUGAUAGGCAUGGAUGAAAGACACUUACUUUGACUUGUGUUUACUCAUCGGUAUGACCUUGUUAGGUGGUAAAGUAUACCAUCCUGAGCUUCGCGGUGUGGGUACUUGAGAGGAGAGCAUCACUUUUUUUCCACCUUACGUCCUUAAGUCCUCUCGUUUAAGGCUUCCUAAUAAAUGAAAUUAAGAAUGACAGGGGAACUAAUAAAUUCAAGUCGGGUUCACUCAUUAUUGUGCAUCAGGAGCUUUCGCGAUACAUUAUCAGCGUGUAUCCUACGUGUCGUGUUGUGUCCUACUAAGGUCUCUGUUACCUUUCGGCACUUCCUUUGAAUCACGGAAAAUAUCGUUGAAAGAGAUCGUAUGGUGAGUGUGAACCGCUUGGAGAAAUACGUUUGGAGAUGCCUGCCGGAGAAUCAGCGCCUCUCUUCCAGGUCCUGUCAGAGUUAUUGUCAUGUAUUACCUUUGCUUCUGAUGCGCCUCAAGUGUCCAGUGUGCCUUCCAGGUAUUAACACAUGUUUUUCUGGAUCAAGAUAACCGCUUUGCUGAUGUCAUAAGCUGCGGCCUUACAGCGCUGGGUUGUUGGGUGGCCCGGCAUUUGUUGGCCUCCGUGGCGUGUCCAAUGCGCAUAGAAUUCCGGUGGCGUGUAUUUGUUGUUUCCGGAAUAACAAUGACGAUUCCCAUGAAACCUAAACAGAUUAGGAUGACAUAAACGUAAAUUGGGAAGGGUGUGUUCGGGUGGCACGUGAGGCUUGCAGUGUUUGCCGUGGUGGAGGCUUAGUGACAGGCCUGCAGUUGUGCUGUAUAUGCUGUUAUUACUCACAAUAUUGUAUUUGUGAAUGCUGGGGAUGAGGAACACGUGGCGUUACCAGAUCAUAACCUGAUGCGGCUCUGAAGCUCCAUAAUGCUAUGACAGGACUACUGCAUGACCGACUGCAUUCUUGUUGUCCAUGCCGCUGAUGAUGUCUGUCUGAUGACACCACUUACUCUUGUUUGUCUCUUGUGAAGAAAGACUUUAUGUUUUACGAGCCGAGAAACUAUGUCGUGUGUCCACGCUGUAAUUCGUGUGUCCCGAGUACGCAUCGCCCGUGCAGGGCUCGUGCUAUGGCUUGUGUUGGCACCCCUGGCUUGGGGGAGGCCAGGGCUGCCAACAUACCUUGAAACAAGAAUGUUAUGUUUUGUGUUGUGUUGUGUUGAUUUGAGAGUUGGUGAACACAAUCACACGAUUACUCACGGUCAUGAACAACAGUAACCAGACAUCAAAGUACAAAGCGCACACCGACAUACAGACAGUACGAUACAUUAUUCAUUCACGCGUGUAUACAAACUACAAACGUCCACAUGUGUGUAAGUACUGUUCGCACGUACGUAUACCAGACAACUAAAUUAACAAACACCUGAUAUUGAAGGCACAGUUUCGAUUUCAAAAGAUAACAUUCAACACGCAAAUGACAACACGUGCACAAAUGACUCAUAAACCCUAUGUAAUACCAGCAAGAACACACACACACACACACACACACACACACAGUGACUACUCGUUAAUUCCUCUGCGAGUGAAAAAAAAUACAUAAAAUUUUAUCUAAUCGAGCAACAGCAGGUCUUUAUGAACGAUAUGAUGAGAUGAGGCGGUAUGUGUUUACAGCAGUCUGUUUUGCCAUCGACUAACCUAUAUACACACACACACACACACACACACACAUUCCUAUACGUUUUCUGUUAUAUCCCUAUUAAUGAUAAAAUAUGGAUACUGUUGGUAACUGAGUAAGUGUGAAUCUGUGUGUGUGUGUGUGUGUGUGUGUGUGUGUGUGUGUGUGACAAACAUUUAUUUCAGAAAAUAUGUAUCCAGACCUAAAGUUGUGUAUCCUCGUGUUUGUGUUUGGGCUCUACAUGGAUAAAGGGUAUGUAAGUGAGAGAGAGAGAGAGAGAGAGAGAGAGAUCGUAGAUAAAUAUACGUAAAUACGAAAUAUUUACUAGCUGUUUACAUCCAUGGUGCCAAUGGCGAUGCUUUGACUGUGCUUAAUAAAAGAUAAAACACUGA
Messenger RNA from Scylla paramamosain (green mud crab), 4166 nucleotides. Its product is annotated as neuropeptide SIFamide receptor-like. Gene Ontology annotation, biological process: cellular response to hormone stimulus; G protein-coupled receptor signaling pathway. Gene Ontology annotation, molecular function: peptide binding; neuropeptide Y receptor activity. Lineage: Eukaryota; Metazoa; Arthropoda; Malacostraca; Decapoda; Portunidae. Gene Ontology annotation, cellular component: plasma membrane. The record is from RefSeq and is a predicted model, not a curated record.